Messenger RNA from Clarias gariepinus (North African catfish), 1617 nucleotides. It is a transcript of the gene pgrmc2, whose product is annotated as progesterone receptor membrane component 2. The transcript has 3 exons. Bases 184 to 786 code for a protein of 200 amino acids. The record is from RefSeq and is a predicted model, not a curated record. Gene Ontology annotation, cellular component: endomembrane system; membrane. Lineage: Eukaryota; Metazoa; Chordata; Actinopteri; Siluriformes; Clariidae.
UACACAUCCCAAACGUACGGCGUCCGUUACAGAACGGCAAGAGCCAAUCAAAAACGAGAAGCCCAGCCUCCGGACACCAGCAGCCAAUCGUAUCCAUCUUUCUCUCUCAUCAGCCAAUCCAUUCGCGCUGUGGAGUGUAAGGUGGGCGGGACCUGGUGUGUGGGUAGGGCGCUAACGUGCAGUAUGGCGGACGAUGGGGACGGCAGGAGCGGAGUAGCUGACACAAGUGGCGGGCAGGGGACGACCACAGAGGAGCUGGAUCCAGGGCCUGGUCUCGGCGGCAUGCUGCUUAACUUCGCCUUGUUCGUUCUGUUUCUGGCCGCUUGCUACGGCGUGUACCGGCGGUGGUUCAGGAGGUUAGUCGCCGACGCGGGCCGGGGAGACGAGGCCUCGGCGCUGCCCAAGAUGGGCCGGCGGGACCUCACUCUGGAGCAGCUGCGGGAGUACGACGGCGUUCAGAACCCGCGCAUUCUCAUGGCCGUCAACAUGAAGGUCUUUGACGUGACGAGCGGGAAAAAGUUUUACGGACGCGAGGGGCCAUAUGGGAUCUUCGCAGGUCGGGACGCCUCUCGUGGCUUGGCUACGUUUUGUCUGGAUAAAGAUGCACUACGGGACGAGUACGACGAUCUCUCAGAUCUCAAUGCUGUUCAGAUGGAGAGCGUCAGAGAAUGGGAGAUGCAGUUCAUGGAAAAAUACGACUACGUCGGUCGCCUGUUAAAACCCGGCGACGAACCAUCGGAAUACACAGACGAGGAGGACAUAAAGGACCAUCUGAAACACGACUGAUGUGACCAAACCCUGAGACUCAGACCGCUAGCGUCCAGCCAAUUUUGACCCGCCCCGCCCCCCUCCCCUCCUUGUAGCCCAAGCGUCACUCUUUCAGCUUGACAACUCUAAACGCUCGGACAGCUACUAGUCUGUUGGAGUAGAAUCCCACAGGUUACGCGUCUCCUUCUCCAAUAUUUCAUCCCCAGGCGAGGAGUGUCCCGUACGCCGACAGCAGAACGCGUUGAGCUACAAAACGGGUGGCUCAGAUCUAGGUCUGAUUGGAGCAUUAAAUCGAAACCAUACUUGCCUCAAGGUGUCCAUUUAUACCCGCUACAAACUCCUGUGGUUGUUCAUCUUUUCGUCGGUUCAUACCAUUGCUCCGUCUGCUUUUUUUUUUGCUUUUGUUUGUUUGUUUUUUCCCAGCUCCAGCACACCUGCUUCAACUCGUCAGCCAAAUAUUAAACCCUUCUUGAGCUGAGUAUGGUGUGUUUAAGAAGGGGAAAAUCAAAAACUUUUUUUAAGGGGGGUAGGGGUUUCCCAGGAUUGGCACGGAGAACCACUACGAUUCUGUGCUUUACUUCUUUCCUAAAUGUCCAUCUGCCUCUGUGCUCCAUCACAAAUCUACUGUACUGAAAAAAGGUAUUAGUUACCCCCAUCGUUUUGUUUUUGUUUAUUUUUUUUUUUUUUUAUCCUUUCCCCCCGCCCCUUCCUGCUCCGCUGCAGCAACGAGCCUUGGCUUGGUCUCCGGUUCACAUCUGUACACAUGCUUUAAAGCACUUAACGCUGUCUCAGUCCUGCGUCUUCAAAAAACAAAAAAUGUAAUUAAUUGAAAUAAAAAAAAUCCAUGUG